Messenger RNA from Adineta steineri, 1467 nucleotides. The record is from the annotation of a GenBank genome assembly. Lineage: Eukaryota; Metazoa; Rotifera; Eurotatoria; Adinetida; Adinetidae.
AUGGAUGAAAGUUCUCAUGUUUUUUUAAUCAAAGACAAAAUUCGUUGUAUUCAAAAAAAGAUUAUGGAUCAAUUAGCUGCUGAUCUAAAUAGUGCAUUAAAUGAUGCAAAUAUAUUAACAUCAUCAUUAUCAAAUGUUCCAAUAACAUCAUCAGCAACAACAUCAAAAAUCAAACGACGACGAAAACGUCCAAUUAAUAAUGAUAUGCAACAAUAUAAAAUUGAAGCAUCAGAUAGUACAACACCAGAAAAUAGUCAAAGUCGAAAUAAACAAUCGAUUGUUAGUGAUAGUGAUGAUAUGCCAAUGCCAUCUAAAACUCAAUCAUCAUCAUUAGCUACGGCAUCAGAAUCUGAUUCAGCUUUACAAGCUGAUGAAAUACGACGACGUCGUCGUCCAUUUAAAAAGCCAAUUAUUCCACCUACAUCAACAUCUAUAUUAAAAACGGAACAAUCUAUUCAGUUGACACGUUGUCCAAGUGUAAAAAUAUCUCAUACAGCAACAAUAAGUACACCUUUACGUCGUCGACGACGUAAUUGUCGAAGUGAAAGUAGUUCUCGAAUACUUGAUAUUGAUAGAAAUACAACAACACCAUCUUCAUCAUCAGCAGCAGCAUUUUCAUUAGCUAUGAACCAUUCGAAUUAUAUUGGUAAACGUAAACGAUCACGUACAAUAGUUCAAGAUGAUUUUCGUAUACGUAAUAAUAGUCUACAUGAUUAUGAUAUGACAUGUAUAGAUGAUCCUAAUUUAACAAAUUUCAGUAGUAGUAGUAGUUUGAAUUUAAGUGACAGUGAUAAAGAUCCAUGUUUGACAAGUAAUGAAGCUGAUGAUGAACAAUCCGAUUGGCCAAGAGAUGAAAGUAGUAUACCACGUGUUAUAUCAUGGUGGGAAGAUAAUGACGAUGAUAAAUCAGACAAUGAUGAUGAUGAUGAUAAUAAUAAUGAUGAAAAGAUGUUAACAACAACUGACGGAACUUUACAAAAAAUUGUUAAUGGUGCACUUAGUAUGAUGUUAACGAAUUCAAAAAAUACAAUACAAAAUCGAAUUAAAUCCUAUGUCGAUCGAGAAAUGUUAACAGGAAAUCGAAGAAAUCUUGGCAUGAAAAAUGCUUAUACACAUCCUCAUUUAAAACGUCAUAUUCGUUUAUUAAAAGAAUCUCGUCGUUCUCAUCAUAAUAGUUAUAAUCAUAAGCGAGUUAAAAGUGAUCAUCAUAAACAUAAUGAAAUUAUUGCACCAAUUGAUGCAACUAAUAUUGGUCAUCAAUUAUUAGAAAAAAUUGGUUGGACACCUGGUAAUGGUCUCGGUGUUAAUCAAAAUGGUAUUACAGCACCCGUACAAAUUGACUAUCGUAAUUAUCGACAAGGUUUAGGUUAUGAAAAUACUUCAGUAGAUAUAACCGAACGUAUGGAAAGUGAACAAUCAUCAUCUUUAACUAGUCAUCCUCCUCCUCCUCCUCCGCCUCAUGUAUAA